This is a messenger RNA of Penaeus chinensis, 5185 nucleotides long. RefSeq lists its product as uncharacterized. The record is from RefSeq and is a predicted model, not a curated record. Gene Ontology annotation, molecular function: metal ion binding. NCBI's taxonomy places the organism in Eukaryota, Metazoa, Arthropoda, Malacostraca, Decapoda, Penaeidae. The transcript has 7 exons. The coding region runs from base 3 to 1265 and encodes 420 amino acids.
UAAUGUUGAUGGUAAAUAGAAGAGUGGCGAAGGUGGCCUUAUUACGGAGUAAAUGUUUAAUUUCACGUUAUAAGCUUUUGCUAGGGGAUUGUCAACGCAAUAUUUUGUGGACGGAAGGCAGGAUCAUGGGUGAAAUAGAGUUGGGAGCAGCUGCAGAGGCCACGAUCAUGGCCUACAAAGAAUUGGCCACUGAUCCUGGCAAGCGAUUAGCUCUAGCGCUGGAUCGUACGUGUAUCCAAUUUUUGGCAUAUGUCGUGGCUGAAGGAGAAGGGUCAUUGGUGAAGGCAGCAAUAGAAACAUUAUCCCUUAUUGCACAGGCCAUAGAAUGCAGACAAUCCUUAGCAAACACUUUUGGUGUUCUUGAGUCACUGCAAGCUGUUACAGAGGAUGAGGAAUGUUACAGUGAUGAAUUACGGGAUGAAGCAGCAGCUCUUUUUACAAGCCUCCAAUACGCGCGUUAUAUGAAAAGGUCUCGCAGUCCCCAGACUCCUACUGCCAGCUCUAAGCCAGAACAAGAGACCAAUAAAACAGACAGUGUAGACAGUGCACCAAAGAAAAAUCCCAAUGAUGAAAGCUCCUCAGUAAAUGCUUCUGAAAUGAACAAAGGCUGUGUAGAGAAGUCCCCACAUAGAACAGACAGUGUUGAAAGCAAAAGUCCAGAAGGGUCCCCAAAGAAAACUGAAGACACUGAGGGAUCUCCAAAGAAAGCAGACUCUGCAAGAAGCAGCAUAGGCAGUAGAUCUCUGUCUACAGAUGAAGAGCUUUCCAGACUCGAGAAAAAAAUGCGUCAGCCAACGGAAAUGAAAGGUGGCUUCUUGGGACCAAACAAUUCUAAAGCAAAGAUUGUCACUCUUUUCAUCAAAGGAAUGGUUGCCCCUGAACACCGCAAACAGGUUGAAGAGGAACUGGUCAGGGUACGCGGACUCAUUAGCAUUGUGUUUGACUUGGGAAGUUCUCGGGUCACUUGCAGAGUGAAACGGGAUCUCUCUGUUGACAAACUCGCAGCUGCUGUUGCCCGCACUGAGAGUCUAUCUGCUCAGCAGGUUACUACUAAUGCAAAUGGGGAGGAGGAAAUACUCCCUCUUGGCCAUGCAUCCACAGACACGACAUCUCCAGUUGACGAUCUCCCAGAUUACUUACCCGAGGAUGACAUAGUAGUCAAAGAUGCCAAGUCAGCCAUGGCUCCAACAGGCUCCUUCAAAGAAACUGCUUCCUCUUGGUUUGCCACAGCCUCCAACCUCCUCCAGAAGUCCUUCUACUGGUGACUGUGUGUCGUCCUCACUUAGUCCAAUAUUUAUUUGAAUGUGCUGGAGAUAUAACUUGAGUUUGUCGAGUUAAUUGCUAUUUGUAAAGAGAAUGAUUUGAUUGUUAAGGAAAAUUGUUUUGAAGCUGAUCAUGCAAAUGUACUACACGUUGGUCUUCUGGUGUGCUGGAGUAUAGAAUUUUAUGAAAUUUUUAAUACUGAAGUUGCUAUGCUAUAUGGAGGGUGCUAAGGAAUUGUAUUUCAUGGUGCACAAGACUAUUGUUGGGCUAGAAUGAGAUGAUUUAUCUGCUCUGAUAUUUAAACAGGAUAUAUAAUCACACAACAUAUCAGUGUUUCUUUGUUAAUCUUAUUUUAUUGGAGGGGAAAUUUAAUUGUAUUUAUUAUCAGAAUCCAUUGUUUCUUUGUCAUUCACAUUGUAUUCAAGGGGAGACUUCACUGUGUUAUCAAAGCCAAGGUAGUGUGUCGGCUAAACAACUGCUUUCCUCAUGUUUUGAUGUGAUAUUUUCCUGAAUAGAAAGGAAUCUGUGAACAUGUGAUGUCAGUUAUACAGUGUUAUUUAUUUCCUACAGAGAGACAAAUGCAUAUUUAUAGAAUGUGGUUUAACCAUUACAUUUUGCAUUUUAAGUGAGGCAGUUAAAUACCCUCAAUAGUGUAACUUCUGCAGCAUAACCAAUACUCUGUGCUGUUUUACUUGACAUUCAUUUCCCUCUUAGCAUGUACACAAAUUGUCACUGCAUUUACAGAUUAAUAUCCUAAAUAGCAGCCCAGUAUUAGCCACCAAUGCUUUCAGUAUUGUUAGACAUGUAUAGCAAAACUGUUAUGACACUGAGUGCUUGUUAUUAUUAAUAAAGCUUUGAUAGACAAAAAAAAAAAGCUUUAUGUUUUUGUAAAUAUGAUUAGAACAUUAUAAUAGGCUUUAAGCUUUUAUUACCUUGUACUAAAUGUAAUAAUUCCUUAGGUAGCCAAACAUAAGCAAAGAUAUAGAAUGUAGUGGCCAGAGUUACUGAUUGUUGGUUUGGUAACAUUUUCCACAGCCAAUAUUUAGUUGUGUAUUGAGUUAUGGUCUGCAGUGUUUCUGUUUAUGAAAGAUUAUCAAAAGUUUUUUGUAUAAGUAAGCCAAACUUUGUGUUUUUCAUGUGCCUAAAUAUGUGGUAAGUUGUGAUUGAUAAUGUUGCCCGUCCUUCUUCAAACGGUAUAUAGGUGUCAAAUAAUCUUAAUGUCAUUUGUAUCUAUACCAGUAGUUUUCCUUGAAUUGUUAUGUAAUUGGUGUUUCAAGUAACAUUUAUUUGACAAGUGACUUAAAAAUUUUAAAAGAUUUUUUUUUUUUUUUUAAAUCUUUUUUUUUAUUAUUAUUUUUUUUCUAUUUAUUAUUAUUAUUUUUUUUUUGCUGUGGAGUUAUGUCUUGUGUCUGCCAAAUGUUGAAGUAGAUUUAGAUGAUAAUGAAUGUAUAUUUUUGUAACUAGGAUGUAUGGCUACAGUUGAUAGUUUAUUUCCAUAGUUUGCUGGAGAAAUUUGUCUUGUUGUCCUCCAUAUAUUUUGCAAAGGUAGUACCCAAAUGGCUCUUUGCAAUAUACUCUUUAAUAGUUUUUCUUUGAAACAUUUAUUAAGGGUGUUCUAUAUUACAUGUAGCCUCUGAGUUGACAGUUUAUAUUGUAAUAGUUACAAGUCAGAGCUCAUCCUUUACCAAAGGUAGAGACAAUGUUAAUUCCAUACUAGAUAAUACAGUGUUUGCACAUUCCAUGUCGUGGCUUCAGAAAAAUAUAGAUGUAAAUAGUCUCACUCUCAUUACACUUCAGCUUGUAAUUCAUUGUUACCUUGUCCAUCCAUGUGAUAAAAUACAAUAGCAGGUUAACAGUGUUAUCAAGGUCUGUUAAUUGCAGUAGCUCGCACAUUCAGGUAUUACAUUAUCAACUGCAAUGCCAUAUAUUGGCCUUAUGAACUGCAGUGCAGUAAGAUAUUACAGAGAGGCAAGCUCAAAUUGUUCUGAUUAAAUGAAAAUGCAAUAAAAACAAGGGAAUAAUGUGGUACUCCUCAUGACAGACAUGUACAAGAUUGAGAAAUAUCGGAUAAGAUCUUGACUUUUCAUUGUUACAUCACCUCUAUUUUAGGAUGAGAUAUGCAUCACACACCUAUAUUUCUUAUAAUUGUUCUUAUUUUUAUUCUUGAUUAAUCUUAUUAUUAUCAUCAUUGUUGUUAUUAUUAUGAUGAUGAUUGUGAUCAUGAUAUUAUUAUUUUGUUAAUUAUUUUUAUUAUUAUUAUAUGGAUAAGGAUUUUCAUUGUUAUUUCUAUUGUUAUAAUGAUGAUGAUGAUGGUGAUGAUGAUGAUUAUUGCUCAAAACAUUACAAUCUGGCAUUUGACAUGGUGUUCUUUGUCAACAGGUAGCUAAUUUAGAAAACAAAUUCUAAAGGAUGCGAUUGUAUUAUGUAUUAAUAGGUAAUCAACAGUAAUGUCACCGCUUACUUGAGGAAUUUUAGUAAUUGAGGAAUUUACUUAGCAAAUAUGACCGUAAAUAAACUAAGACUAAGAGUUCAUAGCAAACUUAUGACACAAAGCCAAAGUGUUUGUUUGUUCUUGCCUGUUUUUUUUUGUAAGUGUGGAAAAGAUUUUAGUGAUAUUUGUCAUUACUGGUGAAUGAUAAUUUUUUCAUCAAGAACUCCCCUGCUCUCAUUGGCUAAGGUGGUAGUGUUUUUCUAGACUGUUACCUCAAGGGAAGGGCAGGCGGGCAGGCGGGCAGGCGGGCAGGCGGGCAGGCGGGCAGGCGGGCAGGCGGGCAGGCGGGCAGGCGGGCAGGCGGGCAGGCGGGCAGGCGGGCAGGCGGAGAGGCAGGCAGGCAAACUGAAUGAUUGACUGACUAGGGGGGUGGAAAGUACAAGUGAUCAUGAAUAUAUGUAUUUGUGGAUGUGUGUGUAUGCAUACAUGUGUUACUGAAUCUGGCUGUAUACUUGUAAGCAGUGAGAAUGUCAGACACUCUAGCUCAGUCUAGACUUCCAUGUAUUAGUUGGUCAUCCAUUAUAGUAAUAAACUGUAACAUAAUAAGAUUCUGGUUGAUUAAAAAUUUCAGUAGAACCUUUGUGAUACUAUAGAUGGAAAUGGAACUUAAUUACAUUCAGUGCUAUUUUUUCUGAUUUGCAUUAUUGUAUCCUUUGAUAGGGUGAAAUAUGUAUAUUUUUUUUUUUAUCUUUUGGUUUGUAGAAAGUAUACAUAGAUAUUUUAAUAGCAUUAAUGACUAAGAAUACAAAGAAGAAGUCAAUAAAAGUUUUAUUAUAAGGUGAUACACAUUUAUUUCUGAUUAUUUAACUAAAGAUUAUACAAGUUUAGAAGUAAAUAUAUCUAGAAUCAGUAAUGUAUUUUAACAUAGUUUAAUACAUAGCUCUGUUAAAUCCAAACAUAAAACCUGAAAACUUUUAAAGUGAUGCAUACAUUAACCCAUGUAUGUACAAGGCAUGCCCACUGUGAGGCCAUUUCUUUCUGAAACUAUUGAUAUUGUUAUUAUUCUUACUGAUAUUAUGAUUAUGAAAUUGUUAUUAAAGUCUUGGUAACAUUAAAUCAAUGAAAUAAUACAAAAGAAACUUUCCGAAAAUCAUGGAAAAGGGUAAACAGGUGAGAUAGGUAAGACUUAUUGGUGACUAAGCAGUUACAUUACAGUGGGCAUGGCAUGUAUUCUUGCCAUCUGUGCCAAUUGGGUUCAGUAUAAUCAUUCUGUUCUUUAUAUGCAUAUUAAUGAGGAACAUGUUUACAUUGUGUAUUUUCAGGGAAUUUUUCUCAGAAAUGGUCAUUCAUGAGAAGUUAUUCAAUAAGUGGAGAGUUUAGUAAUGGAAGUUACUGGUAAAGCAGGGUUAUUUGAAAAUGUCAUUUGUAUGGUCACAAAGAAUUGGAAGAAUUUGUUCCCUUAAUAUAUCGGAAGAAUAAAAGAAAGUCCUA